Messenger RNA from Kickxella alabastrina, 2515 nucleotides. RefSeq lists its product as uncharacterized. The coding region runs from base 269 to 2269 and encodes 666 amino acids. The record is from RefSeq and is a predicted model, not a curated record. Gene Ontology annotation, cellular component: nucleus. Gene Ontology annotation, molecular function: RNA binding. Gene Ontology annotation, biological process: rRNA processing. The transcript has 2 exons. Lineage: Eukaryota; Fungi; Kickxellomycota; Kickxellomycetes; Kickxellales; Kickxellaceae.
CUUUGAUUUGAUCAACCGAUCUAUACUUUUUUUUAUUGACUGGAGCUAAUUUUUUUUCUUCACUGCGAAUCAAUGCAGGAGACAACAACCCAAGCUUCUUCGUUCGAAUAGCAGUUCAGUGCCUUUUUCUUCUUUGCUACUCACCUCCUUUCUCCUGCAGAAAACACCCUAUUUAAUUUCUUUUUUAAAAAAUUUUUACAGUCAAGAGAUAGUUUUAUAUACCACCCCACCCCACCCAAACACACACAUUAGAUAGACCAAAAAUAAAAUGGCGCCAAAGAAGGACGAUAAGACCAGACAGCCGGUCAAAAAGGUCACUCAGGACACGCGUUUCGCUCAUGUGCAAGAGGAUCCGCGCUUUAUGCGGCCAAAGAAGAGCCAUUCCAAGGUCAAGGUUGACCAGCGGUUUGCCCAUAUGGUCAAGGACAAGGACUUUAUAGAGAGCACAAAGAUCGAUCGCUACGGUCGGGCUCACGAGGAUAAUCGUGCGGAAACAUAUCUUCGCAACACUUAUGAUUUCAGCGGAUCGGGAUCAGAGGCUGAGUCCGAGAGUGAGUCUGGUGAGAGUCCUGAUGGUGCCAAGGUAUCGGAUAAGGAUGCAGAGUCGGAGUCCGAGUCUGGCUCUGGAUCGGGAUCAGGAUCGGGGUCUAGCGAGGGGGAGGGAGAUGAUGAUGUUGCCGCGGAUAUUGAUCGUGCGCGUGGUCGGGGCGUCGACUCGGAUGGGUCGUCGGAUUCCGAGGAUGACUCUGAUAUCUCAGACGUCGAAUGGGGCGUGCUUGACGGCGAUGAUGCCGGGCUCAGCGACGUUAUGGAGGACCCAGACAAUAUUCCCCGCGGCGACGAGACGCGGAGAUUCGCCUGUGUCAAUAUGGACUGGGAGCAUGUGCGCGCCGUCGACCUUCUUGCGGUAUUUGUAGGAUUCAAGCCGGACAGCGGCUCGGUGCUUUCAGUUAAGAUUUACCCGUCCGAAUUUGGCAAGGAAAGAAUGGCCAGGGAGGCCGUAGAGGGUCCCCCGCGCGAGCUUUUGUCCGGCCUACCAAGGCAAGAAGGAAAGAAGGACGAUAGCGGCUCUGAUAGCGGCUCUGAGUCCGAGGUGGAUCUGGUAAAGGAGCAGGUGAAGAACCAGGACGAGUUUGACCAAAUCGCCCUGCGGCGCUACGAGAUCGAGCGCAUGCGCUACUACUUUGCCGUCGUUGAGUGCGACAGUGUCGAAACCGCGCACACUAUUUGCCAGCAAUGCGACGGCACAGAGUACGAGGCAAGUGCGAAUUUCUUCGACAUGCGGUUUAUUCCCGACGAGCUUAUUUUUGAGGACGCGCCCAAGGACGAGGCUGUGGAUGUGCCCGAGAAGUACGAGCCUGUGAGUUUCUCCACCCAGGCGAUGCAACACUCCAAGGUUAAGCUCACCUGGGAUGAGGACGAGCCCAGCCGCACACAGGUCACUCGGAGGGCGUUCACCCAGGAUGAGAUUGACAAUAUGGAUUUUGGCAAUCUUCUGGCGUCGUCCUCGGACGGGUCCUCCUCUGACGAGGAUGAGCUGGCGCGGAAGCGCGCCCUGCUGCUCUCGGGAGCAGACAAGGACAGCGACGACAGCGACAGCGAUGAUGGCAAGAUGGGCGAGAUGGAGAUCACGUUCACACCCGGACUCAGUGAGGGCGCGGCAUCGCGCAUGGCAGGCAAGAAGCAGGCCGAGGAGGAAGCCGUGCGGCGUUCCGAUGAGACGACCAUCGAUAGGUUCCGCCGCCAGAAGAAGGAGCGCCGCGAGAAAUGGAAGGAGGCCAAGAAGAGUGGGAAGCCCUCAGGAAAGGAUAACGACAGCGACAACCUUAUCUCGGACAACGAUCUUGAUGACCGGGCUGGCGACUCAUUCUUCACAUACAGCGACGAUGAUCUUGAGUCCAAGACAUCGAAGGAGUCGAAGGAUGGUAAGCGGGAGAGCAAGUCUGAGAGGAAGGAGCGGCAGGAGGCGGAUGCCAAGCAGCGCGCUGAGCUUGAGCUACUGCUGGAUGGUGCCGAAGGCGACCGCAAGCACUUUGACUUGUCCGAGAUUGUCAAGGCUGAGAAGCAGAAGGGUCGCAAGGGCAAGCACGCGAAGAAGGUUGAGGUCGAGGAUGAGUUCAAACUUAACACCAGCGAUCCUCGUUUCGGCGCUCUGUAUGAGUCGCACAACUUUGCCAUUGACCCCAACAACCCCAACUUUAAGAAGACUAAGGCUAUGAAGGAGCUGCUGAAUGAGAGCCGUAAGCGCCGCAAGACAACAUUUGACUAGGUGGUAUUUAAAGUAUCGAACUCUUUCUUUUUUUACAGCUGCACUCGAAUAAAAAAUCAAUAUACAAUUUUUUUCUUACAGAAUUAGACCCGGGUCGCCAACGUGGGUUGGUGAUGGGCGCACAAAUAUUAAUAAAAAUACAGAAUUGGAAAAUUAAAACAAAACAAAACAAAACAAAACAAAACAAUCGCGUCGGGAUAGCAAAAGUAAAAAAAUAACACAGCCCAUUGUUCUCACGCAUUGCUG